UGGACUGGUCUCAGUUUCACCCAUGUCCUGUUGAUGUCGCUGUCUGGAUUCAUAGUAGUCUCUUCUGGCUCUGUCCAGCUUGCUCUUAUAAUCAUGAAGGCGGUUCUGGUUGUAUUAGAUGGGUUAAAAGGAUGGAUGGAAAAGUUCCAAAUAGCUAAAAGACCUCAGGCAUCACCCCGGGUGUUAGGGUGUUUUGCAUAUGUGCCUUGUCUCACCCAGGCUUUCCCCAUGGGACUUUAUUUUGGAAAGAAAUCUGUACAGUACUCGAAGGCGAGAGACAAAUAACUCUUUGGUCCCGUUUUUUAUUGUGCCAUGAAUUACACAUGUGAUGUUUGUCAAUUUAAAGCAAAAUCUUCGGCUCGGUGAACCACAUCUCUCGUCUCGCACAGUGCACUUCACCAGCAUGCCCGUUAACUUGGCUUGCACAUGUGUAACGUUUAGCUUACCUGAUGUGUUUUAUUCAACGGCUCUUUUUACCUGAAAGAAGAAGGAGCGAGACCUGUUUGUCUGAGUACGACCCGGUACCGUAGCUUCAGCCCCAGACGUCACUUACGCGACUUUUAAUUAUGUAGUCUUUCAAAUUAAGUCUUGUACUUCAACAGUUCAAUGACGAAAUGAGACUUUCUUGACUAGCACAAUUAUCUUUUCAACUGAGAAACAUCAUAUGAGUAAUUCAUGGCCCAAUUCAAAAUGGAUCAAAAAAUGAUUUGUACACUGCAGACUUUGCCUGUCUAUUGGAAGCAAUGGUUGCUGAAAGACGACUUCUGCAAGAUUGAACGGCCAACCGUGCGAUUAAUGAACCACAGCUGUAAAUAACAAUAAAAAGUGAUCUUUAAACACUCAAACACUCCGAUUGCCUCUCUGCAGUCUCGGUCCAGAGCCAUUUCUCUUUGAGCGCCCACCUCUGCUGGCUGUAUCAGCAGUGUGUGUGCGCCCACGCGCCUCCUCACUCUGCAACCAGUGUAGCUGGAGGCUCUUUCGUUGGUGACUCUGGCUGCCAACAUGCCGCGGCAGCCGGGAGCGAUGAAGGCUUUUGGGAAUUUACUGGUGACAGGAACUCUGCAUGGAGUUGGCAGAGUUGACCUGCAGGGACCCUCGGAGUGGAGUCACAUCACCGAAGUAGACGGGAUGAAAUAUUAACUCUUUUUAAUAUCCUGCCUAAUAACUGUGUUGACACGCGCCAUGAGUUACCUCCUGCAGGAAUGUCAUGGCAUUUGGAUAAUUAGCUGUAAAUAUUAUUUUAUUAUACCUCGCCAUCAUAACGUAUUUUUUAUAGUACCAAAGGUUAGGCGGUAAUGUUACCUGGCUUAUUAUGGAGCUAAAUACAGGUGUGUUAUAGGUGGUGGUGGGUUAAAAGGGACCCGACCAAGAGAAUCGCUGCAAGAGCCAGUGUGUCUGCACAGAGACCAAUUAAUUUACACUUCAAGUCAUCCCGCCCGCAUGCCUGCAUCCACUUGGCACAAAUACUUGGCUCAUUUAGAAAAGCCAGAACGCUCUCCUCCAUAUACUCCUUUGCGAGUGAUGUUUGUUUUUGUUUGAAGAACCUGACAGAGUUUUCUGUUUUGAGAAGUAAGUGGGGUAAUGUUCCCGCUAGUUGGUAGAGGGACAGAGGUCCCAGUCUGAUGAACACACACACAAACUGAUAAUUGCUUUUGCGUCAUGUUUGUGUACACCACCUCCUCGGUGGCCGCACUGCAACACAUGCCUGAAGCAUGUGUUUUUUUUAGGGUUUUUUUUUCCAAGCUCCAAAAUAUGAAGAUGAUUUUAAACAGCACAGAGUGAAAUUCUUUGCAUUUUACUGUCAGGCUUUGGAUAAUGGGAAACAGCCUCGGGGAGCUUGAAAAACAGGUUUAGAGAUUUUUCUGUGAACCGAAAUCGAAAUCCCCCAAAAAAUCCAGUGUCAUACAUUGGGAUUUCAACACAUCAGUCGUGUAAGCAUCCCCUCAUAAUUAAGUAAUUACACUGAAGUGAUAGCGAUGGCAUUAUUAGUUGUUUGAGUCUCCAAUUAAACAGUUUCGGUGGCUGUCAUUCCUGCUGGCUGGGCUCCCUGUUGGCACAGGAUCUGGCUGGCAGUGUAAAUAGCAGUACAAAGCUGACAGCUGUCUGAUAAAUUAUGCACAGCCCAGUGUUUCAGAGGUGGAUACACACACACACACACACACACACACAGGCACCCACAUGCAUACACAGAUCCUCAUGCCGCUCAGGCCCCAGCGGUACAGUUGAGAGGGACUGGAGACUCAUUAAACCCCGUCCCCUCCUCUGUGGUUACCGAGCGUCUCUCCGUCUCGCGUGUCCGUCGUCUUCGCACCUUCUUUUUAACAUCCCUUGUGUUCGCUCCGGCUCCCUCUUUCUGCUCCCGUUCGCUCAUCUGGUAUCUCCAUUAACACGGGGGCAUUGUAGCUCCCCUCUCCUCUCGUAUCGUCUACAGAUUAGAGGGCUGAAACCAAACCAUUUGAAGGGGGACAAAUAUAUAUACAGCCAAAAUCAACUCGGUGGAGGCCUAAUCCCGGUCUACAGGGAAAAUCAAUGCUCCAGACAGGAGUCUUAUUCAGCAGUUCAGUGUGACAUCUUAUUUGUUCUGCGCACGAGCAAACUUUGCUUAGUUCCACUUUAUAAUAAAGCAGUGAAAUUAUCCAGGAAACCUUGUAAAGGUUCCAUAAUUUGUAGCUGAUGGCUUUAUUAAAGUUCGAUCGAUAAUUAUCUGCUUUAUAGGUUCAUUGUAAACCAUUAUUAAUAACGUUUGGUUUGCUCCAGCAUAACACUUGAUCUUGCUUUUAACACUUAAUGAAAUACUUCAUUAAAGGGGAAUUCUGGGGAUUUAGUUUUGAAUUUGCUAAAAACAGAUUAAAAGAUAAAUGGUCGAAAUCGAGCAGCAGCCAAGAUGGUUUCACUUGCGAUCUCUAGUAUGGAUCCAGCUCCAAAAAUGCUGGAUCCCACAUCCUCCAUAAUAUCACUACCUAUAACUGCAGACUCAGUGACUUUUUGUCAAGUGAAAAACACCAACUUCAUAAAGGGGACCUUACUAGAAGGUGGUACACUUGGCUUUAAGUAGCGUCCCACUUGAGACAAGUCUGUCCCUGCAGUCAUGUCGGAAAAAGGGAAAUUUAAGCAUCUGCCUGUUUGUGUUACUCAGCAUUUGUGGUUUCACCCCACAAAAAUAAUACAGUUGACAGUGGAAAGUCCGGAUUUUUUCUUUCUUCUGGCCUCAAGUAUUAUGACGUGAAGUGGCGUUAAUCCAGCUUCUGCUGAUGCACAAAACAAUGACUCUCUAUACAAAUGAGAAGCCACACUAGGACAUUCCCUUCAUGGAUUCACAAUAUGUGGCCAAUUUAGUUUUCCCCUCGUCACUCUAUCGUUCCUCGUCCUCCCUCCUCCCUCCCCUCAUCCUGCCGUCUGGACAGUGCAUUAGAGUCGUGCGAGAGGACCUGGACAUCAUGCUUUUUCCUUGUGUUAUCACAAUCAGCCAUCGGUGUCCUGUUUCUCCACAUGUUGCCACGUUGUCACCUUCUGCGUUGUCUCCACUCCCUGUUAAGUCCACCUUUUAAAAAAAACAAACAUCUUUCUCCGUUCGUAUCAUCGAGAUUUGGCUUCCCACGAUGUAGAGAUACAUGGCUUGGCAUUUUGCCACGUGCCAAGAUGAAAUGCUGAGGUCAGGUUACAUUAAUUUCGGCGGACCUGCAGUGCCUCCAUCAUGUGGACUGAAGACAGUGAGGGUUAAUGGAUAUGCAAUUACUCCCCAGUCACACACUGUAAAACUUGAGAUAAUCAUAAAAGGUAUAGUUUCUUUGGAAACGUGCUUUAUCACCAUUUUGCUCAGUUGUGCGUUUAACUUGCAGUGGUUUGAACCACAGGCGGUGCCUAAAAUAAAUAAAAAGAGUGGCCUGUGUGGAAAAGUUGAAACAGAAUUCACUUUUGGAAAAAUGCAACACAAUGUCAAGCUGCGGUGGCCAAUCACGUGACCAGCGAUCCAGAGCUGUGCAGCCAGCCAUGAGGGAACAAAAGACUUUGUGCCUAGAAGACUUCGUGCUUCGUGUUGUAGCGCUGCCACGCCUGAUUUUGGCCCAUCCCAGACUAUUUCUUGACCAGCAAAGAAAUAGUCCUGCACAUACCGUAAAAAGAUCAUUUGUGCUCUUCCUUGGGUCCCCAGCAAUGCACCCGCCAAGUGUGAAGUAGAUCAGGUGAACGGUUCUGGAGAUACGCGAAGGACACACAGGCAGACAGACGGAGAUUCCUGGCUUUGUAGUUGGAUGUGAGGAGCAUAAAGAGCUCAGAGGGUGGGGAGACGAUGUGUUAGAGACACCGUACGCCAUCUGAUCCCACCGCGGCUCUAGUUAAAGCCUUGACUCCUAAACUGGGCCCAGUGGGACGCCGAAACAACACCAGGCAUUCUCUAUAAAUAUCAAUGAUCCAACCAAGCAUAGAUCAAAUGCACAGGAUCCAAGCGCCACGUUGCUAAUUGGUAGGGGAUGUGGUAACCUCUAGCCCUCCUGUCUCUAUUAAAAAAUAGUAAAUGUGGAUGCUGAUGAUAACAAACCGCACGACAUUGUUAUCGUUUGGUCUCGCUCACGCUGAGAUAGGAACCUCCGAACACUGUGUCACCGUCUGGACCAGUAAUGAAUGAAAGCUGAAGUGUGCGUGUUUCUCUCCGCUGAGCCCACAGAUCAAACCUCAGGGACGGAGGAGAGGGGGGGGGGGGUUUCGUCACCAGCGAGGGCAAGACAUUUAAUCAGCACCUGCAAAAUUAAAUCACUGAACACAAUGACGGCCAGUGUGCAUUCAGGUUCUCUGCUCUGUGUUUCACUCCGGCUGAUUAUUCAUUAAUACACAGGUUUUGGGGUUUUUCCUGCAACAACUGCCAUAAUCUUUAGUGCGGCCGUUCAUAUCCGAGCAGCAUCUGCGUUUUUUUUUUGACUUUGUGAAUUGGACAAUCUCAGUGUGAGAGCGAGAUUAGCCGAUCCCAGCCCCGGGCACAACAGCACGGCUAAUGUGAGCGUAGAAUUAGUUCGUCAUGCUGCUGCUGGAUGAAAGUGUGAGCCUCGCGCCCGGACGAGCAAAGCCUGCAGUAAUUAUGAAUGAUUGUUAAGUUCACACAGAUACCUUCGCCGUUUGCCCGAGGCAACGUUUUGUCACCAUCGCUUCUUCUGCCUGAAGGAUCUCAUUUUAGGAUCUCUCUCUUUUCUUUCUUUUUUUUUGAUUUUCCAGUGCUCUGCGUGUUCAUGGUUGUGGGAAAAAGAUGAGGAUUUAUUUGAACACAGCCUUUGGUUAACAGCUGUUGGACGGAAUACAAAUAUGGAUUAAAUGGGAAAGUGAAAUCUCAUUAGCCAAAAUCCCAUCCAAGUAUUUUUAUGUAAAUUAUAAAUUGUGGAAGUGAAUAGAAAUGGUGAAUUCUGAGAGAGUAAAAACUUUGCUCAGGGGUGCUUUUUCAGCCAAUACACAAAUUGUGCCCGAACAACCUGCGGCAGUGCAUUUAACAAAAUACCGCAGCGGUGUUUGUCGCCAAAACCUUCCAGAAAUGCUGGACAUACAUUCACACCAAUGGACAACCUGAGAGCAGCUUUCAUGUUGCUCGGUGUCUCUGAUGUGGUUUUAUUCCACGUGAUGUGAAGCCUUCGCAGUUUGUCUUCUGUGGUAUUUGAAAAGAUUUGCAUAACAUUUUCUUUACAUUUGACUGGAAACCUUCGAGCCUCACCAAAAAAAAAUGCAGCUGUCUCGAAAAGGGUGCAGGAAGGAAGUGUGGAAGCGCUGAUAGAUAGGGAUCAGCGGACACAUCUGGCAGGAGGAAAUCACCAGCAGGCGUGGUUCCAUCCCCCUCCUGCCACGGAGCCUAUCCAGGUAUGUGGCUUAUCGCCGCGGAAUUAAUUGAACCGAAAUCGCAGCGAGAGUGGGAUUGAAUCAUGAAGGGGUGAACAGAGACACCAUAGGGUCAAUUACUGCACCCUGGUUCCAUUAGCUGCGUUUCCACCAAGAUGUUUCUCGUGAUUUUAGGCCCGGGACUACUUUCUUUAGGAACUAAAAGGUUCCUUCUGCCUAUUGCUGUCUGCAGUUCCAUAUAUCAUCAUUCUGAUAAUCAAAUCACCGCCGCGCUGUCUCUCUCUCUUCUACCUCUCUCCUUUGCAGCUCGCUCGCAAUUUCUUUCUUUUUUAAAUGAGUCGGAAAGCAGACAGAAAAGCCCCAACUUUACUUUUAAUGUAAUCAAACAAAGAGAAAUUCUCUCCCCAUCGUCCUAAAAUGGUCCUAAAUCUUGUUGGUUUUAUAAAUGAAGCACGAGUUGAAGCAGCGGCGCUGUGUGUGUGUUUGACUAAUCGGGGACAAUCAUCACUUCAAACCCAACCCCGAAAGUUCCUGUACUUUCAGAAAGUACCACCCUUGAACAGAGCCUUUUUCGUCCCAGGAACUUUACUUCGACCCUGGUCCCUGCGGUCGAAAAGCACUUCUUUUAAAAGGUUUCCAGUCUUUGGGGAAAGUUCCUGCGUUCCAAAAGGGUUUAUUAACUCUGUACCACGUCUUCUGCCUGUAGAAAUGUAAAGUGUUCCAUCUCUGACCCUUACGGAUUCAUUGCCCUGAAAUGUCUUCAAUGUGUCUUUGGUCGGCUGUGUGUGUGUGUCCACCAGAGCACACAGCAGGACAGAUGCCAGGUCUGCCUUAUGGAGACAUACCUGUUGUCUGCACACAGGGCAGCAAGAAGGACCCAGAGAACGUUACCGUAUGGUGCUGAGCACAAGACGCUCCGCUGGGUUGAGGGCUUGUUGUGCCUGCACUGGAGAGGGACAGCAUAAACAUGUAGCUGGUUUAUUUGUUUCACCUGGCUUUGGGCCUGUGUAUUUGGAGAGACAGGAAAGAAUGCACAGUCUCUUUCUGCUGGAUUAGUGUACCAGAGGUCACCAAGCGCUCAUUUAACUGGGGCACGGCAAAAGGGUUUGAAUCACAAGUAUGUGGAGCUCGAUCCUGAAAUCAUGGAUGAAGGUCUUCUUGUCCCACUUUGGAUUUCAAACUAAAAGUAAUUUAAUAAGGAGGACUUCAUCUCACACGUUGGGCCCCCCCCCCCUCAUGAAUAAUCAAUGAGCGGCCGCUUAAUAAACAUGAGGAGGGGGGCGUGUGCUAGGCCGAGCUCUGGCUGCUGGGCCCCGUGAAGCUCAGCAGAAAGCUGGAGGGACGUCGAAGAGGGAGGGAGCAUGUGAGGCGAGGAAGGGUAGGGGGGGUAAGAGAGAGAGAGAGAGAGAGAGAGAGACGAGGCUGAGCGGAGAGAUCCAGCCACAAGCCGGGGGUGGGAAGCCAAUCCUGUCGGCCCCCUCAGAGUUGUCGUGUGUCUGCGAGCGGACGGAGGCAGUCCGUUGAGGGAGCAGAAGGAGAACAGAUCUGCUUCCACCGUCUCGAGUGGCCGGAGGGGGGGGGAGCCUGGAUGGUGUGAUCUCCUCCACCAUGGGAUGCAGCCUCUGUACCCUGCAGAAGCCCGAGGAGCAUUAUAAACUACUCUAUGAAGUCUGCCAGGUCAAUGGCAAGGACCUCUCCAAGACCACCCACGACCAGGCGGUGGAGGCCUUCCGCACGGCCAAGGAGCCCAUCGUGGUCCAGGUUCUGCGCCGAGCCCCGCAUCCCAAAGAAGCGGUCGGCCCGGCUGGUGACGCCCAGGUCUCGGACAUCAGCACCCAGACGGACAUCACCCUCCAGCACAUCAUGGCCCUUACAAAGCUCUCCCCCUCUUCACCCCCCAUGACGGAGCUGGAGGAGUAUCUGCUCCCAGAGGAGCAUCCUCCACAUGGAUACUUUGACCCCAACGACUUCCUGGUGGCCAUGCAGCAGGACAUAGAGCGCGAGGAGCUGGAAUAUGAGGAAGUGGAUUUAUACCGAGCCAACAUCCAAGACAAGCUCGGCCUGACGAUCUGUUACAGGACUGACGAUGAGGACGAGGCUGGGAUCUACAUUAGUGAGAUUGAUCCAAACAGCAUUGCUGCAAAGGACGGCAGAAUUAGAGAAGGGGACAAAAUCAUUCAGAUCAAUGGUAUUGAGAUCCAGAACCGGGAGGAUGCUGUAGCGCUGCUGACCAGUGAGGGGAACCAGAAUGUGUCUCUGCUGGUGGCCAGACCAGAGAUCCAGCUGGACGAGGGCUGGAUGGAUGAUGACAGGAACGACUUCCUGGAUGACCUCCACAUGGACAUGCUGGAGCAGCAGCACCAUCAGGCCAUGCAGUUCACCGCCAGCAUGCUGCAGCAGAAGAAGCACGAGGAGGACGGGGGCACCACGGACACGGCCACCCUGCUGUCCAACCACCACGAGAAGGACAGCGGCGUUGGUCGCACGGACGAGAGCACGCGGAACGACGAGAGCUCGGAGCAGGAGAACCUCGGCGACGACCAGACCACGGCCUCCAACACGCUGGGCAGCUGCAGAAAGCUCGCCUACAGCCAGGACACCCUCGGCAGCAGCGACCUGCCCUUCAGCAGCGAGUCCUUCAUCUCCGCGGACUACGCCGACGCCGACUUCCUAGGCAUCCCGGCUGACGAGUGCGAGCGCUUCAGGGAACUCCUGGAGCUGAAGUGCCAGAUGAGGAACAGCGGGGCCCAGGGUCUUUACUACCAGGGCGUAGCAGGUCAGGACCAAGAGGGUGUGGACAAGGAGCUGGAGAUGCUCAACGAGGAGCUGCGCACCAUCGAGCUGGAGUGCUUGAAUAUCGUGCGCGCUCACAAGAUGCAGCAGCUGAGGGAGCAGUGCCGCGAGUCCUGGAUGCUCCACAACAGCGGCUUCCGUAACUACAACACCAGCAUCGACGCGGGCCACCACGAGCUCUCAGACAUCACAGAGCUGCCGGAGAAAUCGGACAAAGACAGCUCCAGCGCGUACAACACUGGCGAGAGCUGCCGCAGCACCCCUCUCACGUUGGAGCUGUCUCCAGACAACUCGCUCCGACGAGAGGCAGAGAAUCAGGGUCCGGCUGGACCGUCGGGCUCCACCAGCUCUAACGGCAAUGACCCCAAACCUCUCAUGUCCCCCGUCCAAGAAGCCAGCGGCCCCAGCCGGAGCAGAGGCUCCACCAAGGAUCCAGAUGGAUCCCCGCCGGCAGAGAGCAAGGAGCGGAAGCAACAUUCGCCGUACAAGCAUGCCCACAUCCCUGCCCAUGCCCAGCACUACCAGAGCUACAUGCAGCUGAUCCAGCAGAAAUCCGCCGUUGAGUACGCCCAGAGCCAGAUGAGCCUGGUCAGCAUGUGCCGGGACCCCAUCGGCCCCGGCGACCUGGACCCCAAGAUGGAGUGGAAGGUGAAGAUCCGCAGCGACGGCACGCGCUACAUCACCAAGCGGCCUGUGCGGGACAAGCUGCUGAGGGAGCGCGCCCUGCGCAUCCACGCGGAGCGCAGCGGCAUGACCACGGACGACGACGCCAUCAGCGAGCUGAAGAUGGGCCGCUACUGGAGCAAGGAGGAGAGGAAGCAGCACGCAGUCCGCUCCAAAGAGCAGAGGCAGCGCCGCGAGUUCAUGAAGCAGAGCCGAGCGGACUGCCUGAAGGAGCAGUCGGGCCCAGACGACAGGAGGGAACCCAACAUCAUCGAACUCAGCCACAAAAAGAUGAUGAAAAAGAGAAAUAAGAAAAUAUUUGACAACUGGAUGACCAUCCAGGAACUGCUGACCCACGGUGCCAAGUCACCAGAUGGCACAAGGGUUUACAACUCACUCCUGUCUGUGACCACAGUGUAAGUCUGGUUCCGAGUUCAGGUGGCGGGCCAGCCAGAGGAGGACGGACCGGAGGGUAACGGACUGUACAUAGGACACUACCAGGUGGGGUAGAGAUUCCUGCCUCGUUCAAUGUGGCAACAUUUUGUAAAUAGGAAAUAAGGAGAGCCUUUCUUGGACGAACGUUGUCCACCACUGCAGUGAAGAGAAGGUCUUUAUGACGAUGGUUGGACUCGACAUGAAUGGGACAUGGCUUUGAGGAUGCUUUUGGAAGCUUUUUUUGUUUUUUUUCAAAUUCUUCAAUAACAUUUUCUACCUUUUUGUGCUCUUUUGAAUAUUUUUUGGAAGGUUUUUUGAAGGUGUAUAAAGACCGCGUGCCAUAAGUAAACAGCCAGCAUUUACACUAUUUUACAUUAUUUUGUUCGUACUAUAUAUCUCUUAUCAGUAUUUUACUGUUAUGCAUACUUAAUGCUUUUAUGGAAACAAUGCUAUUUUCCUGCAAGGUAGAACACAUAAUCCUUUUCAAAAGGACUUUUGUAAAUUAAAAAAAAUUCAAUUUUUGUAACAAAUCCACUUUUUUAGUGUUAAUUUCUCUCUAAUGGUGCUGAUUUCCCAAAGUUAAUACCACCCGCGAUGUACCAUCCGUUACAUAAUGUAGAGGACGUCAUAACGUGAUGUCAUUGUGCAUGUACCUAUCUUUAGACAAAGAUGUUUCCUCGCAUUGGAACUUAAAUGUCUGUGUUUGUUAAGACACACGUCGUAGUCGCUUUUGCUUUCUUAGGGUUUCAUGCAUCGGACGGAAUAACAGCUUAACAAAUCCUUAGUUAGCCUCACAAUUUGAUGUCUUGUAAAAUGAGAGAAAUAAUAAAUUAUUGUUUUAUAUAUGAUGAGCUUUCA
Molecule: messenger RNA, 10563 nt
Organism: Anarrhichthys ocellatus (wolf-eel)
Lineage: Eukaryota; Metazoa; Chordata; Actinopteri; Perciformes; Anarhichadidae
Gene: pdzrn3b
Product: PDZ domain containing RING finger 3b
Exons: 8
Coding region: 7423-9690 (755 amino acids)
Biological process (GO): protein ubiquitination; neuromuscular junction development
Molecular function (GO): ubiquitin protein ligase activity; protein binding
Source: RefSeq, a predicted model, not a curated record